Messenger RNA from Mesitornis unicolor (brown roatelo), 1145 nucleotides. RefSeq names its product wingless-type MMTV integration site family, member 4 (gene WNT4). Bases 83 to 973 code for a protein of 296 amino acids. Gene Ontology annotation, cellular component: extracellular region. Gene Ontology annotation, biological process: cell fate commitment; neuron differentiation; multicellular organism development. Lineage: Eukaryota; Metazoa; Chordata; Aves; Mesitornithiformes; Mesitornithidae. The transcript has 4 exons. The record is from RefSeq and is a predicted model, not a curated record. Gene Ontology annotation, molecular function: frizzled binding; cytokine activity.
GGCGAAGCUGUCUUCAGUGGGGAGCAUCUCUGAGGAGGAGACCUGCGAGAAGCUGAAGGGCUUGAUCCAGCGCCAGGUGCAGAUGUGCAAGAGGAACCUGGAGGUGAUGGACUCGGUGCGGCGUGGGGCCCAGCUGGCCAUCGAGGAGUGCCAGUACCAGUUCCGCAACCGCCGCUGGAACUGCUCCACGCUGGACACCCUGCCCGUCUUCGGCAAGGUGGUGACGCAAGGGACGCGGGAGGCAGCAUUCGUCUACGCCAUCUCUUCGGCAGGGGUGGCCUUCGCCGUGACCCGAGCCUGCAGCAGUGGCGAACUGGACAAGUGUGGCUGUGACCGCACGGUGCAGGGGGGCAGCCCGCAGGGCUUCCAGUGGUCGGGCUGCUCCGAUAACAUCGCCUACGGCGUGGCCUUCUCGCAGUCCUUCGUCGAUGUCCGGGAGCGGAGCAAAGGGGCUUCUUCCAACAGAGCGCUGAUGAACCUCCACAACAACGAGGCAGGGAGGAAGGCAAUCCUGAACAACAUGCGGGUGGAGUGCAAGUGCCAUGGUGUGUCGGGCUCCUGCGAGUUCAAGACGUGCUGGAAAGCCAUGCCCCCCUUCCGCAAAGUGGGCAACGUCUUGAAGGAGAAAUUCGAUGGUGCCACGGAGGUCGAGCAGAGCGAGAUCGGAUCCACCAAAGUGCUGGUGCCCAAAAACUCCCAGUUCAAGCCACACACAGACGAGGACCUCGUCUACCUGGACUCCAGUCCCGACUUCUGUGACCACGACCUCAAGAACGGGGUGCUGGGCACCAGCGGCCGGCAGUGCAACAAGACCUCCAAGGCCAUCGACGGCUGCGAGCUGAUGUGCUGCGGCCGGGGCUUUCACACGGACGAGGUGGAGGUGGUGGAAAGGUGCAGCUGCAAAUUCCACUGGUGCUGCUCUGUCAAGUGCAAACCCUGCCAUCGGGUGGUGGAAAUCCAUACGUGCCGGUGAUGAGCAGCGGGGAGUGCCCAUCCGUCCCCAUCCCUGAUGGACCCUGUUUCUCCCCUGCCCUACAGCCAGGACUGAGGAAGUGACCCAGACACUGCAGGGAGAGCGCAGCUCUUGACAGAGACAGAGCCCCAGAGGAAAACAGAUUUUAAAGAAAAAAAAAUAUUUAAAGUUU